AUGAGAUGCGGAAACACCUGGGAACCAGCCAGGUUAGUGGGAGAAUCUAAACAAGGAGAACCUAGAUCGUUUGUUGUGACCGCCAAUAACAAAGAAUACCGGAGGAAUAGAAAACAUAUACUAAAGACUUCAGAAGAAAUUUGUUCAAGUCCAGAGAAGACCAGUACAAUAGACAUUGAAGAACCUGUUUAUAGUGAGUAUGAUACAGUGGGAGUAUGUGGUGAAAAGCAAAUUGAAACAAGUGGCAAUAGCAUACAAGAAGAAACUAAUGGGACAUUAGUGAAAUCACCAGUUGUAAGUAAAGUUAGUGGCAGAGUCAUCAGAAGACCUGCCAG
This is a messenger RNA of Paramuricea clavata, 335 nucleotides long. The record is from the annotation of a GenBank genome assembly. NCBI's taxonomy places the organism in Eukaryota, Metazoa, Cnidaria, Anthozoa, Malacalcyonacea, Plexauridae.